AAUAGAGAGAACGCGGGGUUGUGCCGAAACGUUUCCAUAGAACACGGCUGCUGGGUGCGUCGGUCGGCGUCGAGGUAGAAAGCAGAGGAGCAGCGACGGGGAGUGAGCUAGCCGGAGAAAGAGGUAGGGUUUUACAUUAUACUCAGUCCACCGGGCCACCAUCCUCUCGCGACAUCCACUCUCCUUUCUCCUUUAACAUAUUGUUUCCCCGUUUUAUUAACUGUGAACUAUGAUUGAUUUGGUAGUUCGAUAUUCAACCGAAGAACAUGGUCUUUUUAUUCUGUUAACAAGAGGUGAAAUACACACUACCCUUGAUUUGUUAUAAGUGAUUGGCAAUUUUUGGAAUUAAACAAUGUUCAGAGGCCCUGCAACUACUCUCUUAAGGAUUUCCUCUUCAAGAAAACGUGCCUCCCGGUUUAGGAUUUUUACAGGGAACCGAUUGUUACAUUCUGUUGGACAAUAUGAUGAUCAUAAAAUUCUCCAAAGUAAUCCAGUGCGUCCUUUCUCAACCACUGUGAACCAAGUUUGGUUUAGAUUGCUUUCUCAGAGCUCAAGGUUUGGAGUUUUUAGUAGUUUCAAUGUAAGAGGAAUCUCAAUCCCUGUGGGGCCUGAAAAAGACAACGAAGAUGGUAAUAGUGUAAGCAGUUCAAAUGUGGUAGAAGUUAAUGGUGAUAAUGACCUAAGGUCAUCAAAACCAAGGAGCUACGAGAACAUCAAAUCAUGUGAUCCUGUUGAACUAUACAGUGAGCUUCGUAGUGUUGAAAUGGGUGGUUCGAAGGUAGAACCUUCUGAUCAGUUAACCCUUCAAGAGAUAUUUCGGUACUUUCUCCAUUCUGGUUGGGCUAGCAAUCAGGCUCUUGGUAUUUACAUUGGCAUGUCAUUUUUUCCAACGGCAGUCAGUAAGUUUCGAAGCUUUUUCUUUAAGAAAUGUUCUACUGACAUUGUCAAGUAUUUGGUGUUUCUUGGCCCUUCAGAUGAUGCAGUCAAAUUCCUUUUUCCAAUAUUUGUUGAAUAUUGUUUAGAAGAGUUUCCAGAUGAGAUUAAGCGGUUUCAAAGUAUGGUUAAAUCAGCUGAUCUUACUAAGCCACACACCUGGUUUCCAUUCGCACGAGCAAUGAAGCGUAAAAUUAUAUACCAUUGUGGUCCAACUAAUAGUGGUAAAACUUACAAUGCUUUGCAGAGGUUUAUGGAAGCAAAGAAGGGGAUUUAUUGCAGCCCUCUUAGGUUAUUGGCCAUGGAAGUGUUUGAUAAGGUGAAUGCUCAUGGUGUCUAUUGUAGCCUUCUCACAGGUCAAGAAAAGAAGCUUCUACCAUUUUCUAGUCAUAUAGCCUGUACAGUUGAAAUGGUGUCAACAGAUGAGCUAUUUGAGAUUGCUGUCAUCGAUGAGAUUCAGAUGAUGUCAGAUUCUUGUAGAGGAUUUGCAUGGACGAGGGCCUUGCUUGGAUUGAGAGCUGAUGAGAUCCACUUAUGUGGGGAUCCUAGUGUUCUAAAUGUUGUUCGAAAGAUCUGUUCCGAAACUGGUGAUGAGUUGCAUGAACAACACUAUGAGAGGUUUAAGCCAUUGGUUGUUGAAGCUAAAACACUUUUAGGUGAUUUUAAAAAUGUUAGAUCUGGUGAUUGUAUUGUUGCCUUUUCAAGAAGGGAGAUAUUUGAGGUUAAGUUGGCGAUUGAGAAAUUCACCAAUCAUCGAUGUUGUGUUAUUUAUGGAUCUUUACCACCGGAGACUCGUAGACAUCAAGCAACUUUGUUUAAUGAUCAAGAUAAUGAAUUUGAUGUGCUUGUUGCUAGUGAUGCAGUGGGAAUGGGUCUAAAUCUUAAUAUUGGGAGAGUCGUGUUUUACACCCUUUCAAAGUUCAAUGGGGACAAGAUUGUGCCCGUUCCUGCUUCACAGGUUAAGCAGAUUGCUGGGAGAGCAGGGCGCAGAGGAAGUCGCUAUCCAGAUGGACUUACAACCACAUUUAGUUUGGAUGAUCUUGAUUACUUGAUUGAAUGUUUGAAACAACCUUUCGAUGAUGUUAAGAAAAUUGGUCUGUUUCCUUCCUUUGAGCAAGUUGAGCUAUUUGCAGGGCAAAUCUCUAAAGUUGCAUUCGCCGAUCUAUUGCAAAAAUUUAGUGAAAAUUGUCGACUAGAUGGUUCUUACUUUUUGUGUCGGCAUGACAAUAUUAAGAAAGUUGCAAACAUGUUGGAGAAGGUCCCAGGACUAUCUCUAGAAGAUCGUUAUAACUUCUGUUUUGCCCCUGUUAAUGUUAGAGAUCCGAAGGCAAUGUACCAUCUUUUGAGGUUUGCUUCGUCGUAUAGUCACAAUGUUCCUGUGAGCAUUGCAAUGGGCAUGCCAAAGGGUUCUGCUCGAAAUGAUUCGGAGCUAUUGGAUCUUGAAACGAAGCAUCAAGUAUUGUCGAUGUAUCUUUGGCUGUCCCAACACUUUAAGGAAGAAACUUUUCCUUAUGUUAAGAAGGUUGAGGUGAUGGCAACAGAUAUUGCUGAAUUAUUAGGUCAAUCUUUGACAAAAGCUAAUUGGAAACCAGAAUCAAGGCAAGCCGGGAAACCUAAGCCUCGAGACAAAGAAGGCCAUGAAAAGACAAAGUCUCCCGUGAGGGUGCAGGAGAAGCAAGUUUUUUAAAUUUAAGGAUGGAGGCUGUCCCAUGGUAGGAAGAUGUCGCAGAUUUGGUUUAGAAAGGCAAAAGAGCGGCUAGUCUCAGCCUAGCUUAUGCUGUGCUCCUCUCCAACUCUUGUUUGGAAAAGUUUUGUGUAUGUUCGAGUUGUCUGAUGAUUUAGAUUUAUCCGAGAACCAAAUACAUAAUUGUAGUCUUGAGUUUUUGAUUUAGAUAUAAAAAAGAAAUUAGUUCCUUCGACACUCGCAAUUAAUAACAUCGAGUCCCCUGUCUUGAAAUGCCUGUGUUACCUCAGAUGGUAGAGUUUGUAGUACCCAAAGCACGAAAAGGAUCUUGUAGUCGAGCGAGAAGGGGGAGGGACAGACACAAUCUAAUCUAACAACAUAGAGGCUUUGGAACACAAGAUAGAAGCCACAAAACUGAUGGAAGAAACGUAACGUACUUGAAUUAUUGUACUCAACAAUAGUAGUUUUACUAUUUGAAAAUUUUCACCUUCAUUCUCCAA
Messenger RNA from Cucumis melo (muskmelon), 3117 nucleotides. Its product is annotated as DExH-box ATP-dependent RNA helicase DExH18, mitochondrial. Gene Ontology annotation, cellular component: mitochondrial degradosome. The coding region runs from base 353 to 2620 and encodes 755 amino acids. Gene Ontology annotation, biological process: RNA catabolic process; mitochondrial RNA 3'-end processing. Lineage: Eukaryota; Viridiplantae; Streptophyta; Magnoliopsida; Cucurbitales; Cucurbitaceae. Gene Ontology annotation, molecular function: RNA helicase activity; ATP binding; hydrolase activity, acting on acid anhydrides. The transcript is spliced from 5 exons. The record is from RefSeq and is a predicted model, not a curated record.